AUGAAGGGCGAGCCCCCCCCCAGCAGCACCCUGAGCGUGGGCCAGGCCCGGAAAAUGGUGGAACAGCUGAAGAUCGAGGCCAGCCUGUGCCGGGUCAAGGUGUCCAAGGCAGCUGCAGAGCUCCUGAGUUACUGCGAGGCUCACGCCUGCGAGGAUCCCCUGCUCACCCCCGUCCCCACCUCCGAAAAUCCUUUCCGCGAGAAAAAAUUCUUCUGCGCCCUCCUCUGAACCUCCCCGACAUUCUGGGGGAGCCCCCCCAACAUUUCGGGCCACUCCCAUAAAAAUUAGGGCCAAUUUCACCCCCAAAAAUGAGGCAGAAAUGAGGGGGGUGGGGUUAAUUUGGGGGCUUUGGGGUCCUCUCGCUGCUGGGAACUCCCCCCCCUAAAUUGGACACCCCCCCAAAAAAAGCCUUGGGGUGGUCCCAGCUCAGAACGGGGGGGGGGGGGGGGGUAGGGGAUUUUGGGGGCUCCCCCACCCCAAAAAGGCUUCAAGGAUGGACUAUGGGAAGGUUCUGGAAUUGGGGGAGGGAGAGAACCCCUCUAAAAUCACCCCCAUAUUCCCCUCCCCCAUCACUGCCCAUCCCCUCCUCAAAACGAGGACCCCCCCAAACUUUAGGACACACUCAAAAAUUCAUCUCUCACGUCCCCCCACCCCAAAUUCUGGGGGUUCCCCUCCCCCAGCACUAACCCCCACCCAAAUUUCGGCUCUAAGGGACCCCGCUGGGGGUUAAAGGGAGGGUUCCCCAAUUUCGGGGUGUCCCCCUCUCCCCAAAUAAACACUUGGCGGCACA
Molecule: messenger RNA, 790 nt
Organism: Sturnus vulgaris (Common starling)
Lineage: Eukaryota; Metazoa; Chordata; Aves; Passeriformes; Sturnidae
Source: RefSeq, a predicted model, not a curated record